AUGCAGAUUUUCGUCAAAACCCUCACCGGUAAGACCAUCACCUUGGAGGUGGAGUCUUCCGACACCAUUGACAACGUCAAGUCCAAGAUCCAAGACAAGGAGGGAAUCCCACCAGACCAGCAACGUCUUAUCUUUGCCGGUAAGCAAUUGGAGGAUGGCAGAACCCUUUCUGACUACAACAUCCAGAAGGAGUCCACUCUUCACUUGGUCCUCAGAUUGAGAGGUGGUGGAAAGAAGAGAAAGAAGAAGGUUUACACCACCCCAAAGAAGAUCAAGCACAAGCACAAGAAGGUCAAGCUCGCUGUCUUGAACUACUACAAGGUUGACAACGAUGGAAAGGUCGAGAGACUUAGAAAGGAAUGUCCAACCGCCACUUGUGGUGCUGGUGUCUUCAUGGCCAAGAUGACCGACAGACACUACUGUGGUAAGUGUCACACCUCUUACAAGUUGAACUAG
Molecule: messenger RNA, 456 nt
Organism: Kuraishia capsulata CBS 1993
Lineage: Eukaryota; Fungi; Ascomycota; Pichiomycetes; Pichiales; Pichiaceae
Exons: 1
Coding region: 1-456 (151 amino acids)
Biological process (GO): modification-dependent protein catabolic process; protein ubiquitination; translation
Cellular component (GO): nucleus; cytoplasm; ribosome
Molecular function (GO): ubiquitin protein ligase binding; structural constituent of ribosome; protein tag activity
Source: RefSeq, a predicted model, not a curated record